Molecule: messenger RNA, 795 nt
Organism: Gossypium raimondii (Peruvian cotton)
Lineage: Eukaryota; Viridiplantae; Streptophyta; Magnoliopsida; Malvales; Malvaceae
Product: heavy metal-associated isoprenylated plant protein 39
Exons: 3
Coding region: 161-469 (102 amino acids)
Molecular function (GO): metal ion binding
Source: RefSeq, a predicted model, not a curated record
ACUGACACCAAAAAAAACAAGGCUGCCAUAAUCAGUGACCGAGGGACCUCCUCAAAUUUCAUCAUUUAUAAAGGCCAAAAACUCCUCUUUCACCUCAUUCAAUAAUUCCUUUAAUUUUCCAGUUUGCUUAAGCUUCAAAUUAUUUCUCAUACCAGAUAGAAUGGCUCAGCAGAAGGUGGUUCUCAAAGUUCUAACCAUGACUGAUGAGAAGACAAAGCAAAAAGCCAUAGAAGCUGCUGCAGACAUCUAUGGGGUUGAUUCGAUAGCGGCGGAUCUAAAGGAUCAGAAGCUUACAGUGAUAGGGCAGAUGGAUGCAGUGGCGGUGGUGAAGAAGUUGAAGAAAGUAGGGAAAGUGGACUUAGUAUCAGUAGGACCUGCAAAAGAAGAGAAAAAGGAAGAAAAGAAAGAGGAAAAGAAAGAAGAGAAAAACGAGGAGAAGAAAGAGGAAGUCAAGGAAGAGCAAAAAUAAUGGAAAUUAGAAAUCUCCCAUCAUCCUAUUGUCUCUCUUCUAUAGAAAUAAGCUUUUAAGAAUUGCAUGGAUACAAUUUCUUCAAGUCCCUGUCUCAAAAAAAAAUAAAAAAACCCAUCAAGCAAAAUCAAUGAACAAUGGGAAAUGGAGGUUGGUUUAGGAAUAUAAACUAGAAUAUCAUCUUUAGCUUCUAGGCAAUUAAUUGCUGGAGUACGAGAGAUUUGCCAGUUUAUGUUAUUCAACAAUUUGAAGUUAUGUUACAGUUUACAUAGAAACAAAUUUAAAUUCUUUUAUAUAGUUAAUUUAUAGUUAUUUUUCUGACAAAA